Messenger RNA from Chilo suppressalis (striped riceborer), 2162 nucleotides. The record is from the annotation of a GenBank genome assembly. Lineage: Eukaryota; Metazoa; Arthropoda; Insecta; Lepidoptera; Crambidae.
ACCGGUGGCAUCACACGUCUAGAAUACGAAUUUUGUUUUUCUGAUUUUAUUAAUAUUACCCAUUGUGAAAGGAUAUUUUGGGACUCUUUGAUAUAAGGUCAGUUCGACGCUUGGAGGCGCAGUGUGUACAACGCGCGUAAACAUGAUAACUAUCGCGGUCGUAGUGAUACUUGCGGUCACUUUUUAUAUUUACAAUGUGAGGAAUUUCGAUUAUUGGAAGAAAAGAGGAAUCAAGCAUGACAAGCCAGUGUUUCUAUUCGGAACUAAUGCUAGGAAUAUUCUUAUGAAGAAGAGCCGAAGCGAAUUGGCUGAAGAGCUGUACUUCAAAUACCCCAACGAGAAAGUCGUUGGAUUCUACAGGUCUUCGAUGCCGGAAUUGUUAAUAAGAGACCCAGAAAUAAUGAAGAAGAUUCUGAUUUCUGAUUUUACUAGUUUCUACGCACGUGGAUUCCAUCCGUACAAGCAAAAAGUUGAACCCUUGAUGAAAAAUUUGUUCUUCGCUGAGGGGGAUUUAUGGAAAAUGUUGAGGCUAAGAAUGACACCCGCCUUCACUAGUGGCAAACUUAAAGCUAUGUUUCCACUUAUUGUCGAACGAGCUGAAAAUCUUCAACAGAGAGCAUUGAAUUUGGCUAAAAAAAACAUCCCUAUAGAUGCGCGUGAUUUAAUGGCUCGGUUCACGACUGAUUUCAUAGGUUCUUGUGGUUUUGGACUUGAUAGUGAUUCCAUUAACGAUGACGACAGUGAAUUUAGGAGACUAGGCAGGGAUGCCUUCAAUCCUCCCCUGACAACAGUAAUUCGUGGAAUCUUGAAAAUGCUAUUUCCUACGAUUUGUAAGGACUUACAAUUCUUCGGGCACGUUGAAAAACGCAGUUUCGAUCUUGUUAAUAAGAUUCAAGCUAGCAGGAAUUAUAAGCCGAUAGGGCGAAAUGAUUUCAUCGACCAGAUGUUAGAGUAUAAACAAAGAGGUCCCAUCGAAAUCGAAUCAAUUGAGAAAGUUCAAUCUAAUGGCAAGGCUGAAAGAUUGUCAUUUGAACUAACUAACGAAUUGAUUGUGGCUCAAGUUAUGGUGUUCUUUGGUGCGGGCUUCGAAACGUCGUCAUCUGCUACUAGUUACACCCUCCAUGAACUGGCAUACAACCCAGAGAUCCAAAAGAAAGUGCAAAAUGAAGUAGACGAGGUUCUGCGAAGGCAUGACAAUAAACUAAGUUACGACGCCGUAAAAGAGAUGACAUAUUUGGAAUGGACAUUUAAAGAGGGGAUGCGAAAGUUUCCUUCACUUGGUUAUUUGAUGAGAGAAUGUACUCGUAAAUACACAUUUGAAGAUUUGAACUUCAGUGUUGAUGAAGGUGUCAAAAUCAUGAUAUCUGUGGCAGGAUUACAUAAUGAUCCCAAAUAUUGGCACAACCCAGAAGAAUUCCGUCCAGAAAGAUUUGGUCCAGAAGAAUUCACGAGUGUUCAAAAAGAUGUGUACCAAGCAUUCGGUGAUGGUCCUCGUGUUUGUAUUGGUGCGCGUCUUGGUCUCAUGCAGUCCUUGGCCGGCUUAGCCGCCCUGUUGUCGAAGUUUACCGUCAAACCAGCACCUCAGUCCAUCAGAAAACCACCAGUUGUGCCGACUUCGGAUCUCGUGCAAAACAUUGAUGGACUACCUUUGAUAUUUAUUGAAAGACAGUGAACAACUCGAGUAACGACUGACUUUAUCACAACCAUUAAGGCUGCAAAGAGCCUCGCUUAGAAACCAAUUAGGGUAUAGAUAAUUUUCUUGAAUGCGUCAAGAUUCUGAUCAUUAUAGUAAAGGCCGGUUCACAAUAUUCCAGUGGCAUUCCAGUCCAGUGAUUGAAUCCAGCGCUGAAACGCUACUGGAAUAAUGUUUACCGACACAGGCAUGUUCCCAUCCCAGUGGGUAAUCCAGUCUAGUGACUAGAUUCGAUCUACUUUUUAAAUCAGCUUAAUUCCAGCGCCAUUGCAAUAGUUUAGCAGUGAACAUUUUCGAACUGCUGUUUUGUAACCACACUCAGUAUAGUCUUACCAUUUCAUAAAUUUUUAAAAGACCAGAAUAAUGUGUAUGAUAUAAUCCAGUUCAGGAGCUCUACUCUCUUUCUCCGAAACGAAAUUCGCACGAAAUUUCGCCAGAGACUACUCUAUUUUAUUUUCAAACACGCACA